Messenger RNA from Enterobius vermicularis (human pinworm), 525 nucleotides. Lineage: Eukaryota; Metazoa; Nematoda; Chromadorea; Rhabditida; Oxyuridae. The record is from the annotation of a GenBank genome assembly.
CUCAAAAUAAAAAUGUUUUUGGCUCGAAUAGUAACGGUUCCGUUUUUAUGCUUUAAUUGCUUCUACUGCGCAUCGUAUGCCCAUUAUUUGGCCCCAGGAAUUCGACAACAUCUCGCUUCUCAUACCGACGUCUUCCACUGGCCAAAAGCUUCAUCACCAAAUUGCUCAAACUUGCCUGCCGAUAACCGUUCAAUUGAGUCACAAACUUGCACCAAACACCACUUAUGUGUUACCAUUUCUCCAAAUAUUCGCAGUAAGCUGAACAAUUGUAUAUCCCGUAACAAGCAUUUCUGUACUUCGGGUACUGUUAUGCUUUUGUCGUUUAGAUGUCAUUUGGUAUCGUCAACACGGGAAUUACCUAUGGAUUACAUAGUGUGUGUUUGCGAAGGAAACUACUGCAAUAACCAAAAGCAGCACCCAUUUAUAAGGCCAAAAUCCUUAUACACAGUUCUGACAAAUGGUCUGUCAUUUAAAUUCUUAAAAUCUUAUAGUCUUGAAAACCAGUUGAUUGAUGGCCUGUCAUAG